AACACUGAAGCCUGUUUUUGUGACGUACACUUUGUAUUGGAGACUGGACCCCACAAUCUAUUGCGUCUGCGCAGUACUUACCAGGCCUGCACGUUGAAAGGUGCCUUUCCAACUUUGUAAAGUUAAACAUGGCACCUAAAGGCGCAGCGAAAGCUAGCAAAGCCAAAGACAAGGCCAAGGCCUCUGCCUUGAAGGCCAAAAAAACUGUCUUAAAAGGACCUCAUGCUAAAACAAAAAAGAAGAUCAGAACAACUGUUCACUUCCAUCGACCAAAAACCCUAAGGCUUCGAAGAAAGCCUAUGUUCCCAAGAAGGUCAGCUCCCAGGGUUAACAAAUUGGACCAGUUUGCAAUCAUCAAGCACCCCCUUACAACAGAAUCUGCCAUGAAAAAAAUAGAAGACAACAACACAUUGGUGUUCAUUGUUGAUAUUAGGGCAAAUAAACCACAGAUAAAGCUGGCUGUGAAAAAAUUGUAUGAUAUUGAUGUUGCAAAAGUAAAUACUCUUGUCAGACCUGAUGGGCAAAAGAAAGCAUAUGUCCGACUGGCAUCAGAUUAUGAUGCUCUUGAUGUAGCAAACAAAAUUGGUAUCAUAUAAAAAGUCAAUCAAGGGAAUUCUUUAUAUGAAAAUACUGUACAAAAGA
Rhopilema esculentum is the source of this 642-nucleotide messenger RNA. Its product is annotated as large ribosomal subunit protein uL23. The record is from RefSeq and is a predicted model, not a curated record. Gene Ontology annotation, biological process: translation. Gene Ontology annotation, molecular function: structural constituent of ribosome; rRNA binding. Lineage: Eukaryota; Metazoa; Cnidaria; Scyphozoa; Rhizostomeae; Rhizostomatidae. Gene Ontology annotation, cellular component: ribosome.